Messenger RNA from Pollicipes pollicipes, 1353 nucleotides. Its product is annotated as carbonic anhydrase 3. NCBI's taxonomy places the organism in Eukaryota, Metazoa, Arthropoda, Thecostraca, Pollicipedomorpha, Pollicipedidae. Gene Ontology annotation, molecular function: zinc ion binding; carbonate dehydratase activity. The record is from RefSeq and is a predicted model, not a curated record. Gene Ontology annotation, cellular component: plasma membrane. The coding region runs from base 49 to 918 and encodes 289 amino acids. The transcript has a single exon.
ACUGGCUCGCGGUGGGCCCUCUCCGCAGCGGUUAGCGAAUUUUCAAACAUGGUGAUGCCCUGGUGGCUGCUGCUCAUCUUUCUGAAGCAUUCAUCGAAAGUGACACCCGACUCCUUCAGCUACUCAAACGCGGACGAGUGGAAGGAUGCCUUCCCGAUGUGCGGCGGCCCGAUGCAGUCGCCGAUUUCACUGAAGCCCAACCGCCUGACACUCAGCAGGACGCCGAAACUGAAGUUCGCCGACGGUCUGGAGGACGGAGAGAUCGAGGCUGUCAACACCGGCCGAGAAAUCAAGCUGAAAUUGCGCCCCAGAAACCGCGACGAGCCUUUGGUGCAGCUUAUCUCCUUCAGCAAGCCGAUGGUGGGCGUCUACACCCUUGCCCAGAUGCACUUCCACUGGGGACCUGAACCACGCAGCCCCGGCUCGGAGCACGCUAUCUCCGACAAGUUCACCGACGCUGAGGCUCACUUUGUCUUCUUCAACAACCGCUACGGCAAUUUCAAGGAGGCCGUGCGCCACUUCGACGGUCUGCUGGUACUGGGCGUGAUGCUGCACGGCUCGGAUGAUGAACAGCAGUUUAUGUUCCCUACGCUGGGCAUGGAGACCCAGCUGGACUCUAUCUCAGUGCCGGGCCGGCGACUGAUCAUCAACUCCGACCUGAACAGCUUCCGCACGCUUCUGCGCCGUGCAGUCAGCAAGUUCUUCAGCUACCACGGCAGUCUGACCACGCCGCCCUGCAACCCUGUGGUCUCCUGGAUGGUGUCAGCCAAGACAAUUCCUGUCAGCAAUGCGUUUCUCAAUAACGUGCGCACGAAAAUCUACGAGGAUGAAAGCAAGAAGGGGCUUCUCGUGAAAAACCGCAGACCGGUCCAGCCUCAGCUGGGCCGCGUGGUAACUCAGCACAUCAGCAUCGGAUAAGCGACCGUGCAAGUGAAACGGGCCUCAAGCAGUGCAAUGAGUUGACCAUAACCGUGAUAUGAACAGAAAGCGACGCAAGACGUUCGUCUCCUGGUUUGAUGACAAAGCCGUCGUUUGGAGAAUCUUGUCAAAUUCGCGUGGCUCAACGGGGCAAUAUUUGGUUUGGGAGUGUUUUGAUGCAUGUGGAAAUGCGACCAAUGAUUCGCUUGAUAUGUGCAUGGCAUGGUGUAAUACGAACGACGUAGACGCGAAAGUCUUACCAUUGAUCAUAUCGAAUUUUUAAGUGGAGUGUUGUAAAGUACCAGCGUGUGUUGUUGUUGAAAUGUACAAAUGGCAUCGAGAGCUCUGGAAAUAUCAUGUCGAAAUAUCGCCCUGUCAUCUUUGUCAUAUCAUGCUGAUCAUAGUGCGCUGGCCGCCACACUGUAAAUACAUGAC